AUGGCUUCCAAGGCUCUUAUACCUUUUCUAGUCACCAUGAUGCUGGUGACUGGUGACAUGCAAUGCGUGCGUAACUGCGUGUCUCCCGAUCCAAAAAAGAGAAAGGUGUUUGAGCAGCCUGUUGUCCAAACACUACAAAUGUUUAUCGGAGAAAUGGGAUGCUGGCUGGUCGUGUUUGGAUGCAAUAUCUGGAAUCAACACAUUAGCAAUAGAUUUGGCGCUUCGUCUGAAGCUUCCCUUCUUGCUGGUGGCUACCGACCAGUUGACGGUGCGGACGAUGACCUUGCCGACUCCGAUGACGAAGUGGACUCUAGCUCCCCCCUGAAUGGAAGGGGAAGGCGUCAAAGUUCUUCCAGGAAGCUCUCAUCCGUGGAAAAUGAUGGUAGGAUAAAACUUAAGGGAUGGAAGGUUUUCCUGUUGGCUGCUCCAGCAUGCUGCGAUAUCACCGGUACAACGCUCAUGAACGUUGGGUUGCUUUUCGUUGCUGCUAGCAUCUACCAAAUGACGCGGGGUGCGCUUGUGCUCUUUGUCGGCCUCUUCAGUGUCCUGUUCCUCCGCCGUAAGUUAUACCUGUACCAGUGGAUCUCUUUGUUCGUUGUUGUUCUUGGUGUUGGGAUUGUUGGACUUGCUGGUGUUAUCUUCAAAGAUCACAAUCCUGAAGCCUUGGAAGGGGUCCUCCAGAGCGUUGUUCAGUUAUUUUCAAGGGGGAUACAGGAGGAGGACCUUGCGUCCACAACCCCAGUUGCUGUGAAGACUAUUAUUGGCGUUCUAUUGAUCGCAGGAGCCCAGAUAUUCACAGCCGGCCAAUUCGUUUUGGAGGAGUGGAUUCUUGAGAAAUAUGCAAUGGACCCUCUGAAUGUCGUUGGCUGGGAAGGGGUAUUUGGUUUUCUAGUUACUCUUGUUGGGAUGUUAAUCCUCCAUCUUGCUAUUGGCAGGACGGACAGUGGCAGGCACGGAUAUUUUGAUGUAAGGGAAGGGUGGCACAACAUGACCACCAACAGGGCAGUUGCGGUAUCGAGUGUACUAAUCAUGAUAAGUAUUGGUGGAUUCAACUUUUUUGGCCUCAGCGUCACCCGGUCCGUGUCUGCCACUUCUCGCAGCACCAUCGACACCUGCCGAACUCUUUUCAUUUGGAUCAUUUCCCUUUGCUUAGGCUGGGAGUCUUUCAAGUGGCUUCAGGUCGUCGGUUUUGCCAUGCUUGUUUACGGAACUUUCCUUUUCAAUGACAUCAUCAAUCCUCCAUUGAAAGCCUGUCUACCUUCGAACCCGCACAGGGAAGAGCUACUUCCCCAGGAUCCCAUUGAACAUAUCUAG
Molecule: messenger RNA, 1314 nt
Organism: Paracoccidioides brasiliensis Pb18
Exons: 4
Coding region: 1-1314 (437 amino acids)
Biological process (GO): pyrimidine nucleotide-sugar transmembrane transport
Cellular component (GO): Golgi membrane; intracellular membrane-bounded organelle
Molecular function (GO): pyrimidine nucleotide-sugar transmembrane transporter activity
Source: RefSeq, a predicted model, not a curated record